Messenger RNA from Gorilla gorilla gorilla (western lowland gorilla), 1543 nucleotides. It is a transcript of the gene BHLHA9, whose product is annotated as basic helix-loop-helix family member a9. The transcript has a single exon. The coding region runs from base 98 to 997 and encodes 299 amino acids. The record is from RefSeq and is a predicted model, not a curated record. NCBI's taxonomy places the organism in Eukaryota, Metazoa, Chordata, Mammalia, Primates, Hominidae. Gene Ontology annotation, biological process: regulation of transcription by RNA polymerase II; developmental process. Gene Ontology annotation, molecular function: DNA-binding transcription factor activity, RNA polymerase II-specific; protein dimerization activity; RNA polymerase II transcription regulatory region sequence-specific DNA binding.
ACAAGAACCUGCAAGCUUCCCUCCUUGCUUUCCUUCUUCCCCUCGGUUCCUCCCCCGCGACCUACCUGGAGGCCGAUAAUAAAGCAGGAGGAGGGAGAUGGAUGGACGGGAGGGCGGGGCGCCGCGUGGUGCCAUAAAGCCCAGCUGGAAGGGGCCUGUCUCGGGAGUGUCCAGCCCCAGGAGCCGGGGACCGUCCGCGUCGCGAGCCAGGCCGGGGCAGUGGGCAGAGGGCAGAGGGCAGACGGCAGAGGGCCGGGGCUGGGGCAGAGGGCGAGUGCCCGGGAAGGCCAUGCUGCGGGGCGCGCCAGGACUAGGCCUCACGGCGCGGAAGGGGGCCGAGGGCUCUGCGGAGGACUUGGGGGGCCCCUGCCCCGAGCCCGGGGGGGAUUCGGGGGUGCUGGGGGCGAACGGCGCUUCCUGCAGCCGGGGCGAGGCGGAGGAGCCGGCGGGCAGGAGGCGCGCGCGGCCGGUGCGGUCCAAGGCGCGGCGCAUGGCCGCCAACGUGCGGGAGCGCAAGCGCAUCCUGGACUACAACGAGGCCUUCAACGCGCUGCGCCGGGCGCUGCGGCACGACCUGGGCGGCAAGAGGCUCUCCAAGAUCGCCACGCUGCGCAGGGCCAUCCACCGCAUCGCCGCGCUCUCCCUGGUCCUGCGCGCCAGCCCCGCGCCCCGCGGGCCCUGCGGACACCUGGAGUGCCACGGCCCGGCCGCGCGCGGGGACACUGGGGACACAGGCGCCAGCCCCCCGCCGCCUGCAGGGCCCAGCCUCGCGCGCCCAGACGCCGCCCGCCCCUCGGUGCCGUCCGCGCCCCGCUGCGCCUCGUGUCCCCGGCAAGCGCCCCUGGCACGGCCCAGUGCGGUAGCCGAGGGGCCGGGCCUAGCCCAGGCCUCCGGGGGAAGCUGGCGCCGCUGUCCGGGGGCUUCCUCUGCCGGGCCGCCUCCCUGGCCGCGGGGCUACCUGCGAUCCGCCCCCGGGAUGGGCCAUCCGCGCUCCUGACCGGCCUCGAGGCACCGGCUGGGCUGCAGGGAGGCCGGGCUGGCAGCUGGACUAUAUAAAACCCGGGACUGCAAAGGCGUCUUGGACAGAGCAGAACUGGACCGGUUGAGACCUGGCGUGGAGGAGAAGGAGCUCGCCAGAGAGAAGGAGCUCCGGGACCCGGGGUUGCGCCCCCACAUCCCAGCCUGGGGCAGAGAGAAGGAGCUCCGGGGCCUGGCGCUGCGCCCCCACAUCCCAGCCUAGGGAGGCAGUUGCCAGAAAGGCCCAGGAUCCUGAACUCAUCUUGGACUCGAACUCGUCUUGGAAUGCCGCCUUCGCACUCCUGCGCCUCCGAGCCCUGUGUGUUCUCGAUGCUUUUAGGAGAGUGAAGGCUUUGAGGCAGGAGGUGUGGGUGCGUGGGAAUGCGGGUGGGGCCUGCUGUGGUCUCGUGGGCACAUGAGUGCGGAGUCCCCUUCCCUGCCUGCGCUGCUGCCCAAGCCUGAUCCGGGAGAGGCAGGAUCCGGGAGAGGCAGGCAGGGGCAGCAGCCAAAUAAAAGGAAAAACUAA